AUGAAAAACGCCACGCAUGUGACCGGCUCUCAGCUAAAGACCAGGAGUAGCGACGGAAGUCAGAAACUCCACACCGUGGAAAGCCUUCAAGAAAGGCUUCUCGUCUUUUCGGCUGCGGAUGAGCAUGGAAUCCAGCGUCUAGUAAAGACGUACGAGUCAUAUUUUCAAAAGCUUGAGAAUGCAGAGGCAUAUGAGACAGUCCUUGACGAUCUAUGCUACACGCUUUGUGCGCGCCGGAGCUCCUUGGCUUGGAAAUCGUAUGCCGUGGUGAACUCAUUUGACUCAUUAAAAGCCUUGGGCACUAUCCUUUCAACGCCUACUGUUUCGAGAGGAAACGCGAAGACUGUGUUCGUCUUCACCGGCCAGGGCGCUCAAUACCGGAACAUGGGUCAAAGCCUCAUCUCAAAUCCCGUGUUUCGGGCAACCAUCGAGCAAUUCGAUGAACAGCUUUCCCAUCUGGGAUGCGCAUGGUCUGUUUGGGACGUCUUGGAAGGGGUCGAUUCGUCCAUUGCUAUCGAUGACCCCGAAGUGAGUCAAACAUCCACGACUGCGUUACAAAUCGCGCUGUACAAUCUUUUGCAAGCGCUCGGCGUCCAUCCCUCAUUAGUUGUCGGACAUUCCUCCGGCGAGAUCGCUGCAGCUUACGCUUCAGGCGCAUUGAGCCUGAGUUCCGCCUGCAAAGUUUCAUACUACCGCGGCAAAUGUGUGAGUUCUCUAAAGCUUGCAAAGGAUCAGGUGUCUGGUGCAAUGAUGUCUGUCGAUCUGCCAGAGGCAGAAAUGCAAAAGGCGAUCAGCCAAUUCAUGGCGAGCCAACCAUCACGGGGCAUGCUUUACAUCGCUUGUGUCAACAGCCCGUCCAAUGUGACGAUCUCGGGUGACAAGGAAUCAAUCGACGCAAUCCAACUCACAUUAAUCGCUGGGAAGAUCCGCACGCGCAAGCUCAACACCGGUGUGGCAUACCACUCACCGCACAUGAAUGCGAUCGGGCAACAAUAUGCAAAGAACCUCAGUUGUCUCGGAAGAGAGAAGCCCGGGGAAGGUAACAAGAGGCCGAUUAUGGUGACUUCGGUUUCUGGAGAAUAUGUCUUCGAUUCAAGUCUAGUGUGCACCCCGGCAUAUUGGGUUGCAAACUUAUUGUCUCCCGUGCAGUUCUUCAAGGCCAUGGCCGUCAUCUCAUCAGAGAUGGACAAGAAAAGGACACGAAGACUGGGCGAAGCAAAACUUGAUAUCCAGGACAUAGUCGAGAUUGGUCCGCAUUCAGCUCUUCGCCGGCCCAUCCUUGAUUGCCUGAAACACUACGGAGUCCCUCAAGCGGAGUCCCGAUAUCAUUCGGUUUUGUUCCGUGGAAGUCCUGCCAUAAAAUGCAUUAUGGAUCUCAUUGGAAGACUACACUGUCGAGGAUAUCCUGUCAAGACUCAAAAGGCCAACGAGCUGAGAACCGAGGCCUCUGGGAGUGCACGGCUUCUCACUGAUCUACCAUAUUACCCAUUCAACCACUCAAAGACCUAUUGGCACGAAUCGCUCAUCAGCAGGAACACUCGUCUCAGAAAUGGUGUUGCCAUACAUGAACUUUUGGGAGUUCCAGUUCCAGAUUGGAACCCACUGGAACCUCGCUGGCGCAAGUUCUUCGAUCUGAACGAGAUGCCAUGGGUGGGCGGCCAUCGAGUCAACGGCAGAAUCAUCUAUCCUGCGGCCGGCAUGGUCACGAUGGCUCUCCAAGGCGCAGAGCAGGUUGCUGAUCGCAACAGAUGCAUCGCGGCGUUCCAAAUCCGGGAUGCUGUAUUCACUGCACCCAUCACUAUUAGCAAGACUGAGAAGUGUGAAGUGCAACUGCACAUGCGCCUUGAUCGGGCACAUUCCGAACAUCAUGCUACUUCACUGGACUUCCGUGUCUAUUCCAUGAGUGAAACAGGAUGGUUCCUGAACUGCAGUGGCAGUGUUCAAGUUGUCUAUCAGCGAGAUGACGAGGAUGCUUCCAACACGUCAACACUCCAGAAAGAACAACAGUUCUAUCGAAAAAGGUAUUCCGAGGCCGUGAAAAGAUCCACUCUUCAAGUAUCGACAAAGAAGUUGUAUGAACAGCUCAGAUCAAAUGGCAUGCAAUACGAUAACGCCUUCCAGCCCCUCAGCGAUCUAGCCUGGGAUGGUGCACAUACGGCCAUUGGUACUGUGAAGUGUUUCAAAUCGGACAGCGAGCUCUCUGAGCAUGAUCUCCAGCCGCACAUAAUGCACCCUACUGUGCUAGACGGUGCAGGACAGCUACCAUGGCUAUGUCUCACCGAAGGUGCUGAGAAGGCUGUCUUCAAUGGCUUUGCAGUUACUCGGAUUCGGGAAGCAUGGAUCGCGAGCUCAGGACUGUCGUAUCCAGAUUCCUCGUACAUCAAUGCAUGUUGUACAACAGCCCUCAAGGGUCUCCGUGGAUCGGAUACUUCCAUUUUUGCGUUGGACGCGAACGGGAGACUGGUUCUUCGCGUCUCUCACAUUGAAACAACUGCUGUCGGAGGAAAUGAAACGGCAUCUCUCGUCCACAGCCCGAGGAGAAUCGCUUACAAGACGAGCUACCAGCCAGACCUUGGAAUGCUGGAUGCUGCGCAAAUGCAGGAUCUUGUCAACGAAGGCCUCGAACCCGAAUCACCGCCUAUAUCUUUCUAUGAAGACCUUGACCUGGCCCUCUUCUACUUCAUUCUCCGAGCGUUGGACUAUAUCGAGACAAUGGACAUCCGCGUCGAUGACAUGGGAUCUAACAUUGUCAAAUAUCUAUCCUGGCUCAGAAGGCAAGUUGAAAAGUACUAUAGCGGCGAAAUUCCUCAUAGUCGACCUGAUUGGAUUGAACGUACUGAGGACUCGGGGGCGAUGGAAGGUCUGCUGGAACGCUUGGCGGCCAUGAAACCUGAAGGGGAAUUCUUCAUUCAUGUUGGAAGGAGUUUACACCCCAUCAUCCACGGCCUCACCGACCCUCUUGAGGUCAUCUUCCAGAACGAACUGGCUGAGAGGUUCUACGAGGCCACUUGUGACAAAUCUAUGUGUUGCAAGCAACUCAAGAACUACUUGGGGGCUCUUUGCCACGGGAAUCCACAGCUUAAGGUCCUCGAGGUUGGAGCCGGGACCGGUUCCAUCACAAAACAUUUGUUGCAGGGUCUCCAAAACCGAUUCGCGCGCUACGACUACACGGACAUCUCUGGAUCGUUCUUCGAGCAGGCUAAAGGGAAGUUCGCUGGUCUAAAAAAUAUGACCUACAAAGUGCUCGACAUCGAGAAGGACCCCUCUGAGCAAGGCUUUGAGCUUCACAGCUACGACGUUGUGGUCGCCGCUUCGGUAUUCCACGCGACUCGAGAUCUCGCGGCUACAAUAUUCAAUGCCCACAGCCUACUCAAGUCUGGAGGUAAAUUGAUCUUAUUGGAGAUCACGGAGCCGGCUCUCCUGCGGAACACCUUCGCUUUCGGCACCCUCCCCGGCUGGUGGCUCAGUACUGAGCCCGAGCGUCAAUUGAGUCCAUGUCUUACCGAAGCGCAGUGGAGAGAAGCGCUUGCGGGUAAUGGGUUCAACGGAGUUGAUCUCUUUCUUCCUGACUACGAAAGCGACAUAUGCCAUGAAAAUAGCAUUUUGAUCGCCACAGCUGCUCAGGAGAGUAUCCCAGGCGAUAGGGGUGCAACGACUGGACUUCCGACUUAUUUCACUAUCGUCAUUUCUCCUAAUUCGUCUUUCCAACGAGACGUGGCCUCCGGGGUCCAGGCGGAGAUCGAGAAUCAGGGACUUGGCUCAUGCUCGAUAAUAUCCAUCGAAGAUCCCGGCUUGGUCAACCUAGCCCACACGGUCAUGAUCAUUUUGGCUGAGAUCGACCAGCCUUUUCUUGCGAGCUUGGACCAGUCCUCUUUUAAUUUUCUGCAAGCUAUCCUUACCAAAGUGCAGAAGAUCCUCUGGGUUACAUCUUCCGCUGUUUCUUCUCCUACGUUCCCGGAAGUACAGAUGGUUCUCGGUCUUGCUCGGGUCCUCUUCGUUGAGAAACCUAGUCUUCAAUUCGUUACCCUCAGCUUCAGCAGUCCUGCACAUGAUAUGGAACUUUUCGUCCGGUGCAUCAGCCAAGUGACCUCGGAUACAGUUGCAAAGUUGUCGUGCUCUGGCCGCGACCUGGAGUACGUGGAGCGAGACGGCACCUUAUUGAUCGGCAGAGUCGUGGAUUCGGAUGAACUCAACGAAAGAGUCUGCGACAAAACCCAAACUAUCGGCAGGCGGCUGGCUCUUUCAGACAGCCCUCCAUUGAAACUUUCAAUAGCUAAUUCAGGGCUUUUGGAUUCCAUUCGCUGGGAGGCAGACCCACAAUAUCACACUGAUCUGGAUCCCAAUGAAAUUGAGAUCAAGGUUCAGGCAGUCGGAGUCAACUUCCGCGACCUGCUUGUCGUGCUGGGCAAAUACAGCGAAAGCACUGUUGGCUGUGAAUGUGCUGGUAUUGUGACCAGGAUCGGAGCGCAUUGCAAUGCUCUCAAACCCGGGGAUCGCGUGUGUGCUUUUGUCAUCGGCUGCAGCAAUACCCAUGCUCGCUGCAACUAUCAGCUGGCGGUCGAAAUUCCCGACUCCCUUUCCAUGGCCGAAGCUGCAUCACUCCCUUGCACCGGUGUGACGGCCUAUCACUCCCUCAUAUCAUUGGCACAUAUAAGCAGUGAAGAUUCAAUCUUGAUUCAUAGCGCAACUGGUGCUACUGGGCAGAUGGCAGUACAGAUUGCGGUAGCCGUCGGAUCUGAGAUCUUUGUUACGGUCGGCAAUGAGGAGAAGAGACGACUCAUCGAGCAACUCUACGGGAUCCCCGACGACCAUAUCUUCAACAGCAGGGACACAAGUUUUGCGAGUGACAUAUACUACGCCACCAAAGGAAGGGGUGUUGAUAUCGUGCUCAACUCGUUGUCCAAAGAUUUGCUACUUGCAUCUUGGGAAUGUAUUGCCCCUUUUGGUCGCUUCGUCGAACUGGGCAAAAUGGACAUCGAGGAAAAUUCGAAGUUACCGAUGUCACGAUUCUCCAAAAAUGUCACAUUCCAUGCUGUCGCUAUAGACCACCUCUCGUUCCAAAAGCCCCAGGUUGUCGGCAGGGCAUUGCAGUCUGUCCUGGACAUGAUCGUGCAUGGCUCGAUGAGAAUCGCUUCGCCUCUGCAACAAUAUCCAGUCUCGGACCUUGAAAGCGCUUUCAGAUUUAUGCAAUCUGGAAAGAAUACCGGGAAGAUUAUAUUGACGUUCAGUCCCUCCGAUAUCGUGCGCACGUGGCUGAGCCCCAAACACUCCUGUUCAUUAGAUCCAGACGUGACCUAUCUCAUCGCUGGCGGCCUGGGAGGCCUAGGGCCGAAAUCGACACCAGCUUACGCUCUUCUUGAUGAGCUAAAGAAGGCUGGAUGUAUAGUGCGAACGCCGAGGUGUGACAUAUCAGAUACAUCAUCACUUACAUCCGCGCUGGCCAUGUGCUCCGACCUUCCUCCCAUCAAGGGAUGUUUACAAGCUACGAUGGUGCUUAAGGAUACAUUGUUCGAAUCGAUGACGUGGGAUCAGUGGUCCAUUUCUACCCGCUCCAAAGUGAACAGCACGUGGAACCUCCACAGACAGCUUCCACAGGGUCUCUCGUUCUUUGUUAUGCUCGCAUCCGUGGCUGGUGUUGCUGGCUCCAUCGGCCAAUCGAAUUACGCAGCCGGGAACACGUUCCAAGACGGAUUUGCCGCUCACCGGGUAGCACUCGGGGAGAGAGCCGUCUCAAUCGACCUCGGCUGGAUGCGAGAUAUUGGCGCCGUGGCAGAGAACGCCGACCUGAAAAAGUUUAAAGAGGACACGGCGGAUAUGGCAUCCAUAUACGAGAACGAGUUCCUCGCAUUGUUAGAUUUCUACUGCGACCCAGAGCUACCAGUCCUCGCGCCACAACAAGCGCAGCCCGUCAUUGGACUCAUGACGCCGGCCCAGUUCCGUACAAAUGGAAUGAAGCCCCCAGACUGGUUGGUCCAGCGUCCCCUGUUCUGGGGUUUAGAACAGGAAGCUAAGGAACAAGACGGCGUCGGUGGAGCCUUGGAAAUCACGAACGAUCGUGAUUGGGUUGCCGAAUUACUUCAUUCUGCCUCCCGUGAGGAAGCGAUCCACAUAGUUGCGGAGGCUCUGGUGCAGAGAUUGUCGAACGCCACGUCCAUUCCUGCCGCGGAGAUCGAUCGCACGCGACCACUUCACGCGUACGGGGUUGACUCCUUGCUUGCUGUCGAGCUGAGGAACUGGUUCAGCCAGUUAUUCAAGGCGGAUGUGGCCGUUUUUGACAUUACUGGCCAGGCAAGCUUGGAUAAAGUCGCGGAGAGGGCUGCGGGGUCUAGUUCACUGCUUAAGAAGGUUGACAAGUGA
Molecule: messenger RNA, 6357 nt
Organism: Diaporthe batatas
Lineage: Eukaryota; Fungi; Ascomycota; Sordariomycetes; Diaporthales; Diaporthaceae
Exons: 4
Coding region: 1-6357 (2118 amino acids)
Biological process (GO): fatty acid biosynthetic process; secondary metabolite biosynthetic process
Molecular function (GO): oxidoreductase activity; fatty acid synthase activity; phosphopantetheine binding
Source: RefSeq, a predicted model, not a curated record